AUGAUCGGUAAACAUUUGGCCCUCGCUCUCUCAGCGGCCGGUCUUUGCGCUGAAGCUGUUGUUAUCGAUCGCAGGCAAACCAAUGCCGCGUCUUCGUCAGCCACCAGCGUUCCCGACUAUUUCCAAUCAACACUCCACCAAUAUGAAGGCCCUACCGCUACCGGCGAGGCUCCCUUCCUUGCCGAGACCAAUGCUGCUCCGUUCUCCGGUGUCUCGUACAUUGCACCCCAGCCGCUUGAGACACAGCAACCUAUCCUUGGGAAUACGGAGAAAAAGAACAUCUUCCAGCUGAUGGGGCAUUUGACCCCCUACACUCCUAAUCCGGAUGGUUUCGGGGUCGACGAAUAUCCUCUCCCGCCUGGUACCAACAUUACCCAGCUUCACAUGCUCCACAGGCAUGGCGAGAGAUACCCCACUUCAACCGACGGUUCAAUCACUCUAGCCGAGAAGAUUGUCAAUGCGUCGGGCACAUUCAAUGCCACUGACGACCUGGCUUUCCUAAACGGCUGGACGAACAAGCUGGGUGCCGAAAUUUUGGUGCCUGUGGGGAAGCAACACUUGUUCGACUCUGGCGUUACCCACUACUACAGUUACGGCCACUUGUACCCCAACAACGGUAGCAAGAUCAUCGCCCGUACUACUACCCAGAACCGCAUGAUUGAAUCCGCCGAGUACUUUCUCGCGGGGUUCUUUGGUCUUGGGUGGACCAAUAAUGCUACGCUCGAGUUGAUCAUUGAGCAACAGAACUUCAACAACAGCCUUGCUGGCUAUUACCAGUGCAAUAACUCCAACGCUGCUGUCAGCGAAGGCGGUAAAAACGCAACAUUGGAAUGGGCGUCCAUCUACCUUGCCAACGCCACCGAGAGAAUCCAAGAGAAGAUCUCUGGUUUCAACUGGACCAUUUCAGACUCGUACUACGCCCAAUCCCUCUGCUCCUACGAGACCGUCGCUCUCGGCUUCUCGCACUUCUGCGGCCUGUUCACCUACGACGAAUGGCUCGGCUACGAAUACAGCAUCGACCUCAGCUUCGCCGGCGGCUACGGCUACCAAUCACCCACCGGCCGCGCCGUCGGCAUCGGCUACGUCGCCGAGGUACUCGCGCGGCUCAACCACCACCUGAUCGACGUGCCGACGGCCCAGGUCAACGUCACGCUCGACAACAGCACCGCGACGUUCCCGCUCGACCAGGCGCUCAACUUCGACUUCAGCCACGACACAAACAUCAUGUCCAUCCUGACGGCCUUUGGCCUGAAGCAAUUCGCUCCUUUCAUGCCGGCCACCGAGUACGUCGCCGACCGGCCCCUCAUCGUCUCGCACAUGGAGCCGUUCGCCGCGCGCCUCGACAUCGAGGUCGUGCAGGCGCCGCAUCCGGUGCUGCCGAAGCGCCCUACUGCUGCCGGUGGCAGUGAUGCAUACUAUAACAGCACCGGCGGACCCACCAAGUACAUCCACUUCGUCCUCAACCAGCGCACCGUCCCGCUCCACGCGAGUUUUCCCGAGUGCGAGGUCAGAGACGAUGGCUGGUGCGCGCUCGACACGUUCAUGCAGGUGCAGCAGACGAAGGUGGACGAGGCGCAGUACGAGUGGAGUUGUUGGGGCGACUAUCCCCCCGUGCCGUAUGGGACCGUGACGGAUGGCGUGCCGGUUGCGGGACCGGGCGCGGGGGCUGGGGGUGAGCUGUGA
Messenger RNA from Lasiodiplodia theobromae, 1683 nucleotides. RefSeq names its product Histidine acid phosphatase. The record is from RefSeq and is a predicted model, not a curated record. NCBI's taxonomy places the organism in Eukaryota, Fungi, Ascomycota, Dothideomycetes, Botryosphaeriales, Botryosphaeriaceae. Bases 1 to 1683 code for a protein of 560 amino acids. Gene Ontology annotation, molecular function: acid phosphatase activity. The transcript has 5 exons.